CUCGUCUGAGUUGUAAUUGUUGUUUGGCUGAUGAUUAACUACAAAAAUUGGUGUUAUUUAUGUUUUUUUAAAGCGAUAGUUCUGUGCAAUAUAAUUACCAAUUUAGAAAAUAGUUUUUCAUGACUGCAUGUUAAACUCUUCAGUAAAAAAAAAACAGUGAGGGAACAUAAAAGAACAUUUCUACAACAAUGGCUAUAGCUGGCAGUCCACAACCAGAACUACAUCGUAUGCUUCGACGUCUUGACUUUCCACAAUCAGCAAAGGAAGCUCUUGCUUGUCUUGAACAACUUUGCCUCCCACUUGCACAUACACGUCCCCCCACAUCAAAACAGUUGGAUUAUAUUGGGGAAAUAAUUGAUGAAUUUGUUUUUUGUGAAAUAGACCACAAGGGAGCUAAAAGAAAGAGGUUAAAUCCAAUUCAAGAGUUGCAACUGCUUGAGGUGUUACUGGGUUAUUUUGCUGCAGGAGAAGAUAGAGUCAUCCUGAAUACGGUAUUCAUGAUGCUGUUUACUCCUCCUCAUACACCAAGUCCCAGUCCUAGCCCAUCCCCAUCAGGAUUCGCCCGAACAGAUGUGUUCACCCCGGGAACAGCUACUGCCACCCUCAGUGACCGAAUGCGAAUUCUAGCUCGAUUGGUAUCGGCCGCCGUGGCGUCGCGUAAUUUAGCUGUCUUAAACUGCACAGGCGUUUGGAUGCAACAAUUGGGAUGCCUGAGUCAGCACUCGCUUAAUCUUUCAAGAGUCUUCAUUGAAGAUUACUUUGUUCUGAAUACCCCACAGUCUAAUAUCACUUCUACUAGCUGCUUGGAAGAACUCCCACAGUUAGCUCCUCAUUUUACCGCGUGUUUUCUCACGGCCGCCGCAGAACUUUACGGUGGAAUAGAUGGCAACCGGAGUGCAUACAUCUCACCGCCAGCUUAUUUGCUCAACACCAUAGUCAAUUGGGUUUCUUCUAACCCGAGAUUAUGUUUGACACCGCUCACUCUGAAUCUGCAACCUCUGCUUCCUAAAGGAAGCAUAGUAAUGACAUCUGUUACUCCUUUGGCUGGUUUACUAAAAUGGUGCGUUGAAGCUCCUUUAAAUCCAAGUCAAGAAAAGGCAUUCCCUGUUAAAUUUGAGAAAACAAAAGAAAGUAAGCCGGAAUGGGAUGAAAAUUCAAAUUAUAGUCAGCUUCACUCCAGCCUUUUAGAAUCAAUGCAAGAGCGAUCGGUUUUGCAGAGUCAGCAACAACUGCUACAAGCAGAGGUGAUUUCACCUCGUCAUUUGGUGACUCUGGUUAGGGGUUUGCUAGAUUCCUGUGUUAAGAACAAUACAAACAACGAGAAAAUCCAACUAUCUCUCGACCGGCUAGCCCAGUCCGUGCAAGUAGCCCAAUCCUCUGGAUGUCUUUAUGGAAAUACGCAUGAGCUUAUGCAAGCCCUCCGUACUCUUCCAUACAACAGACUUCUUGAUAUUGUCGUGCGGAGAUACAGUUGAUUUGCUGAUGCACAUGCGUGAUACAGAAUUUCUCGUUUUUUUAAACCAA
Molecule: messenger RNA, 1524 nt
Organism: Daphnia carinata
Lineage: Eukaryota; Metazoa; Arthropoda; Branchiopoda; Diplostraca; Daphniidae
Product: integrator complex subunit 15-like
Exons: 9
Coding region: 189-1475 (428 amino acids)
Source: RefSeq, a predicted model, not a curated record